AUGAAACCUCCAAAGCCAGGGUUUGGCAAUGGGAAUGGAAUCGGAGCUGGGGCCUUCCCAGGAGUUGGAGCCCACCCAGGCUUGGGAGCCGGUAUGAAGACUCAGAAGCCAGGAUUCGGCAAUGGAAAGAGCCUGGGGGCUCAGCAAAGCUUUGGAGGAGUUGGAAAACCCCAGAAACCAGGAAUUAGGGAUGGUAAUGGGCUGGGAGCUGGGGCCUUCCCAGAAACUGGAGUCCAGCCAGGCAUUGGAGAAGGACAAAGACCCCAGAAGCCAGGUCCUGCAUCUCAGAAUGGCUAUGGACCAGGCAGGAGCAGGACUGGGCUCCUUGGGAGGCCCCAAAUGGGAAUCCCAGGUCCUUCACCUUGAUCUUUGUCUCUCCUCUAGACUAUGGAGGUGUGAAGUCCCAGAAGCCAGGAUUCGGGAAUGGGAAUGGACUUGGCCUGGGAGCCCAGUCAGGUCCCCCAGCUCAGAAUGGCCAUGGACCAGGCAUCAGAGGGGGCAUGAAACCUCCAAAGCCAGGGUUUGGCAAUGGGAAUGGAAUAGGAACUGCAGCCCAGCCAGGCCUGGCAGCCCAGAAUGGAUUUGGAGCAGGCUUUGGAGGGGGCAGGAAAGCCCAGAAACCAGGAUAUGGGAAUGGAAACGGACUGGAUGUCCUGCCAGGAGUUGGCGGGAAGCCUCAGAAGCCAGGCCCUGCCACUCAAAAUGGCUAUGGACAAGACUAUGGAACAGACAUGAAGCCCCAGAAGCAAGGAUUUCGGAAUGGGCAUGGGCUUGGAAUCCAGCUGGGGUACAGAAAUGGACUGGGAGCUAGAGCCUUCCAAGGCCAAGGCCAAGAGUCAGGUAAGGAGCACAGAAGGGGAACAAGGCACCUCAGGCACAGAUGGUCCUGGGAAG
This is a messenger RNA of Cricetulus griseus (Chinese hamster), 894 nucleotides long. The record is from RefSeq and is a predicted model, not a curated record. NCBI's taxonomy places the organism in Eukaryota, Metazoa, Chordata, Mammalia, Rodentia, Cricetidae.